AUGGAUAUCGGCAACACGCAGUCUCUUGUGGAUCCUGUUAAUAAGAAGUUGAAGGGACAUUUUGAACGAGAUCGGCAGAGCGACUACGACUGCGUGGAAGUCAUGCUGAUAUAUUGGGAAAAAAGUGAUAAUAAGGGAUUUAUGGAGGAAGCUGAGGAGUUGAAGAAACUCUUUCGAGACAAAUUCAAUUAUCCGGUAACACUUUUUGCGAUCCCAUCCGACAAUUCUCACUUAGCACUAGAUACAGCCCUAGGGAACUUCCUUAGAACGUUGAUCCGCCCAAGGUCUUUAGGUAUCAUUCACUAUGGUGGCCAUGGAGAUUCUGAUCUCGAGGGAAAGCGAGAAAGAAGAAGCGUUUGGGCGAGUCACGGGGAUAUCGGAGUUGCCGAUGAAAGAUUUGUGACAUGGUCCGACAUCCAACCUAAACUUCGACAUGUGGAAGCUGAUAUUCUACUUUUACUCGACUGUUGCUUUGCAGCUCAGACCGCUAGAAUCACUGAUCGAAUCAUUCCUGAGAAUGUUGAACUGUUGGCUGCGUGUGCCAUGAACUUAACUACUCCAGGGCCUGACUGGGCAUCCCAAACAUUCACGAAGGGGUUUAUCAAAGAAGUUGAACACACCUUGGGUCAUCAGAAGCCAAUUGUUAUAAAAGAAAUCCACCACCGGCUCUCAAAAGGCGACCGCAAGCUUAUACAGACUCCUAUCCAUUUCAGUAUGGCUAAGAACAAAUCAAUACGCCUGGAUCCUAUUCAAACCCAGUCAACCCAUACAAUAGUGACUCCGCAAGCCUUCUUGACACUCCAAAUGGCGCUGAGCUGCGCACCGUCAGAACGCCUUCUAAAUGAUAUCACAUCAUGGCUUAUGGUAGAUGCUCCCAGGGAUAUCUCGGGUAUUGAAGUCACCGAUCUUGUCGAACGAGCAUUGAGACUGAGAAAUUACGUCGGCCAGCAUUCACACCACGAGAACUCGGUGCUCCAAAUGGCAAACCUGCAGGAAGAAUCGCAAGUCGAAAUUUCUGGUGCUUGGGAUGGUUUCCUUUACCGCCUAGGUAGUUCACUCCAGACUAUGGUUAUUCAGUUUCUAAAGGACUUCAAUGAUAACAUAGCCACGGUACAGAAGGUCGUCGAAAGGAAUAUCCUCCUUGCGCCUCAACUAUUUGAUGAAGAAAUUUUAGAAAUGAGCAUAGGUGAUCCUGCAAUGGGAGACAUGGGCCUUGCAGAAGCUUUGGCAGUCCGUCUUACCGAGUGCGUCAAAGUCGUUCCACGGCCAACCGUCAUGGGACAGACCUUGGAGGUUUCCUCUACCGGCCUGGGUAAUGUGUUUCAGACAUUGAGUCUAGAAAACCAUUCUGAUCUCGGGAGAAUACUCGUUGAGCCAGAUGAGAGUCAUAGUCGUUACGGUAUGAUAUUCGCGAAUCCAAGGCCUCUGGGUCCCGAUCCCGUCACUCUUUACAAUAUUCUUCAGAGCCACAACACUAGGGAAAGAAGGAAGGACUACCCUCGUCCAAGUUUGGGGCAAAGAUUUGUCCUUGCCUUGACAAUUGGCCAGGCCCUCAUGCAAUGGCAUAUGGCCGGUUGGGUUCAUCAAGGCAUCGCAAGUUACAAUGCGUUGCUUUUCAGAGAUCAAAGUGGUGGUGUUGAUUACGAACUACCUUACUUGUUUGGCUUUGGUUAUACCAGAGAAUACGACUACACUUCUCUUAUACCGACUCAGCCAGGCAGGGGAACUACGGUGUAUGAUGUAUACAAGCACCCGGAUCGCCAGGGUUAUCCUCCGCUGAAGUCACACACGAGAUACCAUGACAUCUACUCCUUCGGCCUCUUACUGGUCGAGAUCGCGCUAUGGACGCCAAUUGAGGAUUCUUUCAAGAGUACAAUCAACUUAAAAGGCCCCAGUAAAAUUCGGGAAGAAGCACUGAAGAAAGUAAAAGGUGUUAUACGUCACGAGAUGGGUCUUGCCUAUGAAACCGCCACGCUGGUUUGUUUGGAAGGUGACUUCGGUAUUGAGCAGGAUGAUCCAACCGGUUCAAAGCUCACCCGACGGUUUGAGCAGCGAGUAAUUGAAAGACUUGAAGUGGGGAAAAACAUAGACAGAGUAAAUUUUCCAUUAUAUUAAUGUCUUGAGGGUUAUUUAGACCAUCCACAUAUGACUAUUGCGGUGUUACGCUAGUGUUAAUAAAUUC
Molecule: messenger RNA, 2182 nt
Organism: Annulohypoxylon truncatum
Lineage: Eukaryota; Fungi; Ascomycota; Sordariomycetes; Xylariales; Hypoxylaceae
Exons: 3
Coding region: 1-2115 (704 amino acids)
Biological process (GO): protein phosphorylation
Molecular function (GO): protein kinase activity; ATP binding
Source: RefSeq, a predicted model, not a curated record